UCUGAGGAUGCCGACGACAUUCUCCGACAGCUGGACGCUGAUGGAGAUGGAAUUGUCAGUUUUGAGGACUUCUGUCGAUCCUUUCACCAAAUAGUUCGCCGUCAGAGCUUUUUCCGCAGUCAGUGCACUGUGGGUUCACAGCCCUCGCUGCGCCGUCAUAAGAGUUCGGUGAGCCGAGGUCGGCAAGACACCAGCAACUCCCCCAACUCCGAUACACGUAGAACUGCCUACAAAAAGCAGGUGACUACUUCCCUCUCGCUAAGCUUUGACGGCGACGAAACUGCGGCCAAUGAGGCAGGCACUCAUGAUGGAGAAAAGGCCUACAUAUCUCCAGGACUUUCUACUGUGUUCAGACGGAUGAGGGCGAGGGAACGACAUCGAAAACUGCAGCGAACGGAAGGCUCAUUGAGACGUCGGAGUUCAGCAUCACUGACGGAUUUGCUGCAAAUUUCUUCUGAAUUCGACCGUCUAAAUUGUGGCAACGAAUUCAAGAUCCUUCACAAUUCCCUAUCAAACGGAGAAGACAACUUGAAACAUCUCUUCGAACGCAUUAUCUCGGCCGUACUGGCUGAAGUCUACCGGCUGAGGGAGGAGAACGCCCGUAUGGAAGAGUCCAUUGUAGAAGAACGCCGGCGGCAUCAAGAGGACAUAAGCCGGUUAGCAGUGGAACUGGACCAGCAAAUUGUUGCAGCGGAAAGUCUUGCGCGAGAGAAGGAGCGCGAAGAGGUACGCAAGGAAUUCAAGGCAGAUUUGAAAGCCAAAAACAUCGUCAUAUCUCGCCUUACAGGUGGACAUGGUGAAAACUUCUUCAAACUAUGA
Molecule: messenger RNA, 819 nt
Organism: Dibothriocephalus latus
Lineage: Eukaryota; Metazoa; Platyhelminthes; Cestoda; Diphyllobothriidea; Diphyllobothriidae
Source: the annotation of a GenBank genome assembly